Prorocentrum cordatum is the source of this 321-nucleotide messenger RNA. NCBI's taxonomy places the organism in Eukaryota, Dinophyceae, Prorocentrales, Prorocentraceae. The record is from the annotation of a GenBank genome assembly.
CACUACGACCGCUUGGGCGGCAUGGACAAGGAUGUGAUCACCCAAGUUGUGGCUACGUACUUGCACGAGUCCUCGGCCGCGCCGCGCCAGUCGCACAAAUGGUGGCCGACCCCUGAGCUCGACGGGAUCAUCGGGCAGCGCGGCUCGCACGUGCACCAGGGCCUAUCCAGGCACGGCGCCAUCACUUGUCGUCGAGCUGCUGUCGGCGGCCUCGUCUACGGCAGCGGGGGCGUGUGGCUCGAGGGCGACGCCGCGUUCCACGUCCACUGCGUGGCGGUGGCCGCGGGGCGCUCCUACCUCAUCGUGGAGCCGCUGGACCUG